GUCAGUGCAUUGACAGCAGCACAAAAGUUAAAACAUAUCGAGUUUUAGUACAUCAGCAUAUGCACAGUUUCAGCACUUAAAAGUGACAUUUAGAAGAGUGUUCUAGCUUUUUUCAAACUAUCCACUGAGUUUUUGGCCAUACCACAUCCUGUUCAGCUAGACACCAUUUUAACAUGGUAUGCGGUUGCUGUCUGAAGUGAGGCGAGUUGAACAUUUCCUAAAAUUAUUGGUGAGUGGCUGAUCAUCUUCUGAAAGUUUCCCAGAUAUGGCAGACAAUGUGCAGGCACUGCCUUACUUCUUCGGCAACAUCACGCGAGAGGAGGCAGAGGAGUACCUAAGACAUGGUGGGGCAGGAGAUGGUCUGUACCUGCUCCGCCAGAGUCGCAGUUCCUUGGGCGGCUAUGCCUUGUCAGUGUCCUAUGGCCGGCAGUUCUACCACUACACCAUUGAGAGAGAGCUGAAUGAUACAUAUGCUAUAGCAGGGGGCAAGUCACAUCGGACCCCAAUAGACGUGAUCGAUUAUCACUCACAGGAGUCUGACGGGCUCAUCUGCCUGCUGAAGCGACCUUUUAACCGGCCGCGUGGCACAGAGCCUAAAGUCGGACCUUUUGAAGACCUGAAGGAGCAGCUUAUUAGGCAGUAUGUCAAACAAACUUGGAAGUUGCAGGGCUCAGCUCUUGAUCAGGCUAUCAUCAGCCAGAGGCCUCAACUGGAGAAACUAAUUGCAACAACAGCGCAUGAAAAGAUGCCGUGGUUCCACGGCAAGAUAGACCGUGUGGACUCAGAGCAGCGUUUGAUCAGGAACCCAAACAUCAAUGGCAAAUUCCUAAUAAGACAGAGAGAAACCAAUGGCAGAGUGGUGUCCUAUGCACUCUGUCUGCUGCAUAAUAACCAAGUAAUGCACUAUCGUAUUGAUAAGGACAAGGCAGGCAAACUCUCCAUCCCUGAUGGCAAGAAGUUUGACACACUUUGGCAGCUAGUAGAACACUACUCAUACAAGCCGGAUGGCCUGCUCAGCGUGCUUACCGAGUCCUGCCCAAGAACAUCACAUUCAGAGCAAGGUGCCACAGGUGGAUUACUCUCCAGAAUCAAAUCGUACUCCUUUCCCAAACCUGGCCAAAACAAGGGUCAUCUUCCAAAUCCCUAUGACUUUGGUUUAAACUGCAGAAGUGAUCCUCUUAACCCAGAGGCUAUGCCAAUGGACACACAAGUGUAUGAGAGUCCAUAUGCUGAUCCCGAAGAGCUUCGGUCAACCACUGUGAAUCGAAAUGACCUAACUCUGGAGGAUGAAGAAUUGGGCUCAGGCAACUUUGGCACUGUACGACGAGGCGUCUACCAGAUGAAGAAGACACAAAAAGUGGUGGCUGUCAAGAUCCUGAAGAAUGAUGAUAAUAAUGCAGCGGUAAAGGACGAGAUGUUGCGUGAAGCCAAUGUCAUGCAGCAGCUGGAUAAUCCAUACAUCGUUCGCAUGAUUGGUAUCUGUGAAGCUGAAAAUCUCAUGCUGGUCAUGGAGCUCGCUGAGCUGGGCCCACUGCACAAGUUCCUACAGAAGAACAAACACAUCUCUGUGAAGAACAUCACUGAGCUAGUUCAUCAGGUCUCUAUGGGAAUGAAGUAUCUAGAAGAACACAACUUUGUUCAUAGAGAUCUGGCAGCCAGGAAUGUCCUGUUAGUUACUCAGCACUAUGCCAAGAUCAGCGACUUUGGACUCUCAAAAGCCCUGACAGAGGAGGAGAACUAUUACAAGGCCAAAGGUCAUGGUAAAUGGCCAGUGAAAUGGUAUGCCCCAGAGUGCAUGAAUUACUUCAAGUUCUCAUCUAAGAGUGACGUGUGGAGCUUUGGUGUCCUGAUGUGGGAGGCGUAUUCAUUAGGGCAGAAACCAUAUAAGGGGAUGAAGGGAAAUGAUGUCAUUCAGAUGAUUGAAAGUGGAGAUAGGAUGCCCCCCCCACCCGAAUGCCCAAUGGAGAUGUACGACCUUAUGAAGAAAUGCUGGACAUACAAGGCAGUCGAGAGACCUGGAUUUUCUGUAGUUGAACCCAGAUUGCGACAUUACUAUUAUGACAUAUCUCAAUGAUGUCCUUUGCCAAAGAACAAGCAAAAUUAUGCAGUAUACAGUAUUUAAAAGGUAAAUACUGUAAAAUAGCCAUUUAAAAGAAUAGUGUACCCAAAACUGAAAACUCUGCCAUCAUCAACUCAAACUCAUGUUGUUCCAAACCUGUAUGACUUGUAAUGAUCACAAAAUAAGACGUUAGGCAGAAUGUUAACCUGAGACAUGAUUCACUUAUUGAAUAACAAUAAUGGUGAAUGUGACUAAAGCUGUCAGUCGCUGACAUUCUGCCUAACAUCUACUUUUGUGCUCUAAAGAAAAAAAUAAGUCAUAUCAUAAGUUGAAUAAAUUCUGAUUUAAUUAAAACGGGGUGAACUGUACCAUCAAUGUACAGAUAUUAGUAUAAGCAUAAUUUAUUAAAUUGACUUUUUUCAUGAUAGGCAGUAAUAAUUUGAGAAAAUGAAUGCACAUUUUUUCCACCCUAAUUUUUUUUGGUGUAAAUUCCAAUAAUUAGAUCAUGGACAUCAUUUCAUGUUUAAUCGAUUACAGCAAUAAUUUGUAUAUUUGUAAUACAAAGCUUUAUUUUUUUAUUUCAAGCUGAACUUGAGUAAAUAGAAUGCAUGAUAUUCAAGGAGAAUAAAAGUGCUACUAAAUGGCUGGAUUUUUUUUACUAAAGGCAAGUUAAGAAAGAAUAUUAAUAUUUGAAGCCAUGUUAGUAUUUUUUAUUAUUUCACAGCAAUGCCAUUAACAGUAACAGAAGCAUAACCACAAGAGUCCAGCAUUAACGUUGUGCCACACCUGCUAAUUGCAAGUGAAAUUAGAAACAUUUCCAUAAAUAUUUCUAACCAGCUAUGAAAUUAUUAUUAUUAUUGUUGUUGUUUAUAUACAAAACUAGACUUAAAAAAUGUCUUUAGGCAUCCUAAAUGGCAACUUCUGAUAGUAAAUGUUCAAAUUUUCCACUGAGUUAAAAGUUGUUAGAAGUGAGUGUAACAGAAGUUUUCUGCAUUUGAUGGUUUGUGUGUCUUUGAUUUAAAUUGCUUGCAUCACUAACAUCAGCGAAGGUCAGAUUAUUAUUCUUACAAUUAAAUAAAGAAUAUGGAUUAUGCUGCAGUUUCUUAUUAAGUUAACAUCUAUAUGUAAAUGUGUUUUAUUUACUUGUCAAAACCAAUUGUAACUAACAUUUUUGGACCCAGUUGACCACAGUGACAUGCAAGUUAGAUAGGUCUACAUUACUCCCAUUCUUAUGAUAUUUGUAGCCUACUCAUUUCCUGGAUUUUUGUAACAUCUAAGUGUCACUGCUAAUACUAAAACAUCUAAACAUCUUGUUUAGUGUUAAAAAAAGGCUGUUUUAAGACCACAUUUAUAUUGUUUUAUGGUCAUAGCAUUUACCUCACACCAUUAAGAUACAAUAGAAACAUACAUUGUGUUAUGUCAUGUCUGAAAGAAAGAUCCAUUCAAGCUCUUCAUCUAAAAUGUGGCACCAGUAAUCAUGUACUAUUGGGUUUUUACAUGUUUCUUUUGUUCAAUGGAAAUCCAUUGCCUUCAUUGUGAUAAAACAGAUUUAUUCAGCUGCUCCAGGCUGGUCAAGCUGUAAUUAAACUGCAUAGCAUGAACAAUCAUAAUCCAGCUCUUCCUCUGUUGAAUGAUAUUGAAAAGUAAUGUUGUACAGAUGGAACUUAUAUGAUGUAUGAAUGUAUUAUAACUGCCCAAUGAUGCUUUAAAAAUUAACGAAUGAACCAAUUUCAACAGAAAUGGAAUAUCUUUUUUAAGGUACAGAUAGAAUUCUAUUUAAAUGCAUUUGUAUAGCAAUUUUAACUAUACACAUGGUUCUAAAGCAACUUUAAAGAAAAUCGUGUCUUAAUACCCCCAGUUGUGAACUAGUCAAUGGAGACAUGAUGGCAAAGACACAUACUGAGUUUCGUAACGAUAAGCCAAGUCGUUUGUAAAAUACAGCAUUUUAUGACUAAAUUCAAAAUGGCAGAAGUUAAAAAUGGCCGACAUAGGAAUUUUUCAUAUCGUUGGACUCUCUAUAUCCCAUUGAAUCUAAUGAGACUAAUUUGAUGAUUUUAUGACAAACUGUUUAGAAGUUUUAAGCAAAAAUUCACUUUUUUCAUAUCUCGUGACCAUUAAGGGGAAGUGCGCCAACAUUUUCAUCCCAAUCCCUCAAAGCGGUGCGGAGAUACAGCCUCAAGUUACAUUUUGUGUGUUCUUCAAAAGUGCAGUCAAAAACAGUAUGGUUUAUCAAAAUUCUGUGAAUACAUUUUUGUUGUGAGUGCCUCCUAGAUGAUGCAGGCCAAUUUUCAUCCAAAUCCGACAAAUGGACUAGGACGACUUCGAAAAGGUAGGGUUUUUCAGAAAAUGUAUAAUAGCAGAAAAAGUUUCAUGACAGGAAAAUGACAUCAUAGGGUGCAAUCGAAUUGUCUUGAGCCAAGGAAUCAGGAAAAAAUUAUUUCUAGGACUCAUGGUUCAAAAGUUAUUAACAUAAAUGUGAGUGCACAUUGGAUUGUGCUAGAGGGUUUGAGGUAGAGACCCCAAAUUUGAUGUGGUAACAGAUCAGACUGUCCUCUAUCUGUGUGCCAAAUUUCAUAAUUUUCCCGGAAGCAGUUCUAUGGACUGCCAUAGACUC
Messenger RNA from Xyrauchen texanus (razorback sucker), 4673 nucleotides. Its product is annotated as tyrosine-protein kinase SYK-like. NCBI's taxonomy places the organism in Eukaryota, Metazoa, Chordata, Actinopteri, Cypriniformes, Catostomidae. The record is from RefSeq and is a predicted model, not a curated record. The transcript has 13 exons. Gene Ontology annotation, biological process: macrophage activation involved in immune response; positive regulation of alpha-beta T cell proliferation; positive regulation of mast cell degranulation. Gene Ontology annotation, cellular component: cytoplasm; extrinsic component of cytoplasmic side of plasma membrane. Bases 266 to 2074 code for a protein of 602 amino acids. Gene Ontology annotation, molecular function: ATP binding; signaling receptor binding; non-membrane spanning protein tyrosine kinase activity.